AUGGACGUGCGAAUAUUCUCUGUUUUGGCACUUCUCACCGUAACGAACUUAGACUACGUCCAAUGUAUUGUCGGUGGUAAAGUUGCUCCUGCUCCACCUGUCGAUGAUCCUGUCGUCUACAGUAGGAAAUUUGAUCGCGAUGCACGUGUGUUCGGUACCAGAGAUAAAACCAGCGGUUAUUAUUUAUUCCGUGGUAUCAGAUAUGCCGAGCCACCAAUUGGACAAAGACGGUUUCGGCGACCCAUUCCAAUAUUCUUAGAAGGUGAUGUUAAUGCAACAAGAUGGGAAGCACCGUGCCUGCAGCCAACCGAGGACGGUCAAAUAGUAGGGAGCGAGGAUUGUUUGUACCUAAACGUUUUUACACCAAACUUACCCGACUCAGGUGACGGAUAUCCCGUGAUCAUUUGGAUUCAUGGCGGCGGUUUCCGUCGUGGUGCUGCUUCUCAAUACGAGAUGCGUGACCUUAUCAAGCAAAGAGUUAUUUUAGUAUCUAUUCAGUACAGAUUAGGAUCAUUAGGUUUUUUGAGUAACGAAGACGAAAACCUAUCGGGAAACAAUGGAUUGUUCGACAUGGCAUUGGCAACUGACUGGGUAAGACAAUACAUCGAAUUCUUCGGUGGAAAUCCCAAUCAAAUAGUUGCAAUGGGUCAAGGCACUGGUGCAAGCUCAGCUUUUUUGCUUGGUUUAUCCCAAUAUGGACAAAGUUACUUCAGUGGUAUCAUCGCAAUGUCCGGUUCGCUUUUAUCGCGUUUCGCCGUAGAAAGAGAACCAAGAAGGACAACCCAAGUGAUUGCCGCUGGUAACAAUUGUCCUUUCAAUGAAACUGUGGAAAUGGUUCGCUGUUUGCGCGAAUUGCCAGCUUCCAGAAUCAUCGAGCAAGAUUCCAAAUUUGAGAGCACUGAAGAGAGGAAUUUCAUAACAGACUUGUCGAGUCUUCUGGGAACUGGUCCUGUUGUGGAAGGAAAGGACGAUCAACGUUCUUUGCCGAAAUUCGUACAAGAUGAACCUGAAGAUUCUCUUAACUCUAACGAAGUUCCAAAAAUACCACUUCUUAUUGGAGUGGUCAAGGACGAAACUGGCGGUGCAGUCUAUGGUCCUUUCAAAAACACUAUCAGUCAACAACUGAAAGAAAUACCCGACUUUUUGACUAAGUAUCUUGUACCGAAUUUGCAAAAAAUCGUACCUGUUAUUGGAAAUAUUCAGAAACAAUUCAUACCUGAAGCUUUCGCGAAAUACCUAGAUCCUUUCGGUAUUACUGGUGGCAAUGGUAACAAGAGGGGAGACAGUAUUGCCAAAGUCAGCGAAGCUUUGAACGAUGCUAUAUUUAAUGCGCCAGCAUUCUUGACAGUUAAAAGUUGGGCCAAAAAGUCUAAAGCUUAUUUGUACAGUUUCGAUCACGACAGUAAGCAUGGUUUCGGUAAAGAUUUCCUUAGUGGACUUCCGAUCGUUGGUAGAUCUGCCGAUAAUGGUAAGACAAGUCACGGUGACGAACUUGGUUAUCUUUUCAAUCCAAAUAAUAUCCACGGUAAACCUAUGAAGCCGAGAUCCAAUUUUAAUGAAGAAGAUCAACGAGUGAAAGAUAUAUUUACUACCAUGAUAGCUGAAUUUGCCAGAACUGGAAACGUAAGCGGUGGCUCGAAUUCUAAAGAUGGAUUCCUUUUACCGUUUUCUUUACCAUCAUUUUCGGAUGGUAAUGAUGAAAAUGACGAUUUCUUGAGUAUUACCUCUAAACCAACCGUUAAUAAACAAUUCAGAUUCUGUCAGAUGGGAUUGUGGACAGGUAUUGAAGAAAGAUUCACGUCACCUCUGUGCAGUCUGUUCCAUGUUGAUCUGAAGAAUCCUCUGAAAACCUUCGAGAAAGCAGUUAAAUCCGUACCAUCUCUAGGGCAAUUCGCUAAAGUAGGAUCAGUAUCAGACUUUCUGAAUACCAGCGCGAUUCCUCAAAUUCCUUUCGUACCUUCGUUAAAUGACAUUCCAUUCAAGCCGCCAAUAAGCUUACCAGGAAUAAACUCAGGUAAAGCUCCGAUACCGAAAAUCCCAAUACCGGGACUACUUGGACAGAAACCCAGUGGUGGAAAUUCGAAUACGGGAAAGCCUGCCAUACCAGGAAUAGGAUUCAUUCCAACGGUGACUAACCCGACUGGAUUUGCAGGUAUAUUCGGUUAG
Molecule: messenger RNA, 2166 nt
Organism: Phymastichus coffea
Lineage: Eukaryota; Metazoa; Arthropoda; Insecta; Hymenoptera; Eulophidae
Product: cocaine esterase-like
Exons: 7
Coding region: 1-2166 (721 amino acids)
Source: RefSeq, a predicted model, not a curated record